AAGUGACUCUAAAGCGCCCGGACGCCGCGCCGGGAGCCAAUCAGGGAGCGUGACAUCAGUUUGGCGCGGAGUUUGGCGGCCGGGGCUUACAGUGGCGGGAGUUGGAGGCAAUAACGAGUCGUGGUGUAAGGGGUGGAAGUUACGAUUUCUGCGGGUCUUGGGGGCAUUUCCACGGCUUUUUUUUCUCCGCUGAGCUUUUUCCUCUGGCCCAGAUGCUCUUCAGUUCGGUGCUCCGCCAGCCCCGGCUCGGCGUCCCGAGGAGUGGAUGGUCUUCGCAGUACCCUCUACAGUCCCUUCUAACUGGUUAUCAGUGCAGCAAUAAUGAUGAGCACACUUCUUAUGGAGAAACAGGAGUCCCAGUUCCUCCUUUUGGAUGCACCUUCUCUUCUGCUCCCAAUAUGGAACAUAUACUAGCAGUUGCUAACGAAGAAGGCUUUGUUAGAUUAUAUAACACAGAAUCACAAACUUACAGAAAGAAGUGCUUCAAAGAAUGGAUGGCUCACUGUAAUGCUGUCUUUGACCUGGCCUGGGUCCCUGGUGAACUUAAACUUGUUACAGCAGCAGGUGAUCAAACAGCCAAAUUUUGGGAUGUAAAAGCUGGUGAGCUGAUUGGAACGUGCAAAGGUCAUCAAUGCAGCCUCAAGUCGGUUGCCUUUUCUAAGUUUGAGAAAGCUGUGUUCUGUACAGGUGGAAGAGAUGGUAACAUUAUGGUCUGGGACACCAGGUGCAACAAAAAAGAUGGAUUUUACAGGCAAGUGAAUCAAAUCAGUGGAGCUCAUAAUACCUCAGACAAGCAAACCCCUUCAAAACCCAAGAAGAAACAGAAUUCGAAAGGACUUGCUCCUUCUGUGGAUUUCCAGCAGAGUGUUACUGUGGUCCUCUUUCAAGAUGAGAAUACAUUAGUCUCAGCAGGAGCUGUGGAUGGUAUAAUUAAAAUAUGGGAUCUGCGUAAGAAUUAUACUGCUUAUCGACAAGAACCCAUAGCAGCCAAGUCUUUCCUGUACCCAGGUAGCAGCACUCGAAAACUAGGAUACUCAAGUCUGAUUUUGGAUUCCACUGGCUCUACUUUAUUUGCCAAUUGCACAGAUGACAACAUCUACAUGUUCAAUAUGACUGGACUGAAGACUUCUCCAGUGGCUAUCUUCAAUGGACACCAGAACUCCACCUUUUACAUAAAAUCCAGUCUUAGUCCAGAUGACCAGUUUUUAAUCAGUGGCUCAAGUGACGAAGCUGCCUACAUCUGGAAGGUCUCCACACCCUGGCAUCCUCCUACUAUGCUACUGGGUCAUUCUCAAGAGGUCACGUCUGUAUGCUGGUGUCCAUCCGACUUCACAAAGAUUGCUACCUGUUCUGAUGACAAUACACUAAAAAUAUGGCGCUUGAAUAGAGGCAUCGAGGAAAAACCAGGAGAUAAACUUUCCACAGUGGGUUGGGCCUCUCAGAAGAAAAAAGAGGCGAGAGCCGGCCUAGUAACAGUAACGAGUAGCCAGAGUACUCCUGCCAAAGCCCCCAGGGUAAAGAGCAGUCCAUCCAUUUCUUCCCCGUCAUCCGCAGCUUGCACUCCAAGCUGUGCUGGAGACCUCCCUCUUCCUUCAAAUACUCCCACAUUCUCUAUUAAAACCCCUCCUGCCAAGGCCCGAUCUCCCAUCAGCAGAAGAGGCUCUGUCUCCUCUGUCUCUCCCAAGCCACCCUCAUCUUUCAAGAUGUCAAUUAAAAACUGGGUGACCCGAACACCGUCCUCAUCACCACCCAUCACUCCACCUGCUUCUGAGACCAAGAUCACGUCUCCAAGAAAAGCCCUUAUUCCUGUGAGCCAGAAGUCAUCCCAAGCAGAGGCUUGCUCUGAGUCUAGAAAUAGAGUAAAGAGGAGGCUAGACUCAAGCUGUCUGGAGAGUGUGAAACAAAAGUGUGUGAAGAGUUGCAACUGUGUGACUGAGCUUGAUGGCCAAGUUGAAAAUCUUCAUUUGGAUCUGUGCUGCCUUGCUGGUAACCAGGAAGAGCUUAGUAAGGACUCUCUGGGUCCUACCAAAUCAAGUAAGAUUGAAGGAGCUAGUACAAGUAUCUCAGAGCCUCCUUCUCCUAUCAGUCCCUAUACUUCAGAAAGCUGUGGAACUCUACCUCUUCCUCUGAGACCUUGCGGAGAAGGGUCCGAAGUGGUAGGUAAAGAGAAUAGCUCCCCAGAAAAUAAAAACUGGUUGUUGGCCAUGGCAGCCAAACGGAAGGCUGAAAAUUCAUCUCCACGAAGUCCAUCCUCCCAGACACCCAAUUCCAGGAGACAGAGUGGAAAGUCGUCACCAGGCCCGGUCACCAUUACUCCCAGCUCCAUGAGGAAAAUCUGUACCUACUUCCAUAGAAAGUCCCAAGAUGACUUCUGUAGUCCUGAACACUCAACGGAAUUAUAGAUUCUAAUCUGAGUGUGAGUUAACUGAACUUUGGUCCACUUAAACAAGAUGAAGAAUACAACAGAAUGACUCUAUAAGUCUGGUCUUUAAGAAACCUGCCAUCUUUUCAUUUUUAAAGAAAAUCCUUUCAACUCUGAAAUGUACCUAGUCUGGUGCUACUACCGUAGUGUAUACACAGCUUCCUAAGGAUGAAUGCUGUUUAAAUUUCAUAAAGUAAAUUUGUCACUCUGUAGCAUUUUGAAUAAAUAGCCUUCACUUUUUAAAUUAUGCAUCUUCUGUACAAUAAUGACAUCCCAGCUCAUGGAGGCAAAAAAUAAGACAUAAUCUCUUGUUAUCCUGAAUCUUUCUAUGCUCAGUGGAAAGUAUCUGCCAGCCAAAGCGGGAAGCCUAUCCAUGAAGGCUGACGGCUGAAGAAAUCCACUGCUGAAGACUCCUGGUUCUGUUCUGCCUCAAACAAGUAUAAGUUCAUUUGAAAUACAUAAUCUUUUCACUACAUUUUUGUGGGUUUUUUUUAAAUAUGUGUAAAAAUGUGAUGUUCAGAUAAGUACAUUUAUAUCAGUUCAGUGUUAAAAUACAGUGUGAGUUAAAGUCAUCUUUAUUUUAAAUGCAGCGAUAAAUGUCAACUCUUUGGAGAAACUAGGAGAACAACAAAAGAAAGCUGUAUUUGUCUUUUUCCCCUCACAUAUAUCUCCCAUAUAAGCUUUAAGGUCCCCAUAUUUUCACCAAGCAAUCCACUGCGUUGCCAGUCCAACAUCACUUUCUAUAGGAGGUUAUGAUUUUUGCCAUUUACUAGAAGAUGUUUUAUAAAAUCAAUAGUCAUACACUGAAACUGGGGUUUGAAUUCAGGUGCAGUCCUCAGUUCUCUAGGUGCUGUAACAUUUUUAAAAAUUAGUCAUCAGAUUUUAAGAAAAGGGUAAUGACUUCUUACUGAUAUUUUUAUAAAAGAAGAUAGCUCUGAACUGAAAGUCCAGAACCUGAAAAAUAAAUCUUGGCCUUCUCUUCAUAUACAUCAAGAGCAAUAGCCUUCUAGUACAGCCCUGAGCCAAAAAGUAAUGGAAUUUUCUCUAGCUAUUUAAUACAAAAAGUGUAUAGCCUGAGUCUAAAUUAAUAACGUGCCAAAUAUCUUAAACAUCCCUCCCCUUAAUUGAUGUAUUAGUGAUCUUGAAAUGAACCAUUGUUUUGUGUUCUUCACCUCUGUAACCUCAUGGAAAGCAGCUUUAUGUGCUUUCUAUGUCCUAUGUACUUGGAAGAGAGUCCCCGUGCAGCAGUCACGAAACUUGAUUUGUUCUAUCAUAUCCCCGGGACUGUGAAGACUAUUUCUAUUUUUGUCACGAUUUUAAAAUGUAUUCUUAAUGAAAACUCUUUAAUUCCUUUGAUCUUAUGAGUUAAGCUGUAACAACCAAAACUGCAUAGGUCAAGUAAGCUUAGGUUCUCUGUGGUUUUUACCCAGGGAGAAAAAUAAAUAAAGGAAAGCCAUACAUUUGCUGUGGUCAAAACCAAGCACACCAUAGCCUUAACUGAAUAUUUAAGAAAUCUACUUAUAUUUGGUGUUUGCUGAGUGUUGGACCGUGGGGAGGUGUUAUGACCAAUACCUGCAAAUAAUGCCAUCUCUCUCGCUUUAAAAAUCAGUAUGGAAAAAAAAUCCAUGAAAAGGAUCAAUAAAGUAGAUGAUCUUGUUUGUAUCCUUGCACAUCUGGCAGCACUACUGAGUGAAGCUGGGGUAAAUGAGGUUGUCAGAAACUGCCGAGCAUCUACUGGCUGUAACAUGUCUUCCGUACCUUAAAUGGGUGCCAAAGGUCAAAUGUAAUGAGAUUUAAUUAUCCCUGCCUGUGUUGGUGUCAGACUCUAAGCUGAUCCUGAAUAAUAAAGCCUUUUACUUUAUCUGA
Messenger RNA from Lemur catta (Ring-tailed lemur), 4288 nucleotides. It is a transcript of the gene DTL, whose product is annotated as denticleless E3 ubiquitin protein ligase homolog. Gene Ontology annotation, biological process: proteasome-mediated ubiquitin-dependent protein catabolic process; mitotic G2 DNA damage checkpoint signaling. Lineage: Eukaryota; Metazoa; Chordata; Mammalia; Primates; Lemuridae. Gene Ontology annotation, molecular function: protein binding; protein-macromolecule adaptor activity. The record is from RefSeq and is a predicted model, not a curated record. Gene Ontology annotation, cellular component: nucleus. Bases 213 to 2402 code for a protein of 729 amino acids. The transcript is spliced from 15 exons.